ACUUUAAUUGUUUCUGUAUGCGUGCGCGCGCAAUAAUCAACUUUCAUCGAUAGCAAAAACGCCAUCAUAUCGAAAGUGGUUUUAAUGUUUAAUUUUCAAACUACUCGGAAAUAAUUCAAAGUCGUUGGCAAUAUAUUUGCACCUCGAGUUUCGUUUAUCGACGAUAAUUUGAUGAAAUUUUGUUGAGUAAUACGGUCGACGCAUUAUCAUAAUGACGACGUUUGCAUCGUUCAUUUCUCUAUCCCUUUGUUAUUGCUGAAAUACAAAAGAUCAAUUAUCUUAGAGUAAUUUGUUGCCAAUGGAACAUGCCACGCCUGUUAACAAAUGUAUAAGUCACAAGAAUUUGUUGAUUAAUUCUAAUCUAGAUAAUAGCGUUAUCCUUGCGUCACAACUCAGUUUGUCAAUAUAAUAACAAAUAGUCUUGGCUCGCUACCCAAAGCAGGCAACUGCUUGCCAUUUUAAACUUGAACUCGCCGAGUUUAGAUUACGAAAAGUGCCCGUGACGAGAAAUUUACCGUGUAAAGAAGUCUAUAAAUCACUUAGAGAAAAAACUCUCGCAUGCUAAAGUGCACCGAUAAUACGAUCAAUAAUUUUCAAAAUGCAAUCUACGAUCUAGGUCGCUGUUUCCCUAUGACACUCCGCUGAUCAUGUUCAGUUCGUCGCCGAAGUCCGAACGAGUCAAGAGCAAAGUACGAAAAAAAUGGUGGCUGUUCCGCGCAACGGACUUUCAAACCUUGAUGUAUCCAUGUUUCAUUUUCUGUCGUAUUCUUGGAAUGUUCCCGUACAAGAUCAAUGGUUCGGCCUUCGAAUUUUCCAAAGCGUACUACAUCUUAACGACCAUCAUAUUAGGCAUCAUCACUGCUGCAGGGCUAGCGGUACUCUACAACAUUGACGUUUCUGGGCAGAUCAUAUAUGACGGCGUACCUGGAGGCCUUCAGUGUAAUUGCUACUUCGUACUUGGCGGUUUUAUAAUUAUCGUCACGUACAUCUUGAGCAAGCCGCGGAUGCGUUUGCUGCAAACCACGUUGGAGGUUUCCACGAGACUGCCCCCUGAAACGUACGGGAAGAUGUCCAGGCUGAUUCACGCUAAGGACAUGAUCGGUUUUCUCUUUCUGCUCUUGCAAUUGCCGAAUUGUUUCUCCGAUUAUAUUCACGAUUUCUUACUGAAGAUGGUAGCAAUGUACAUCACCCUGCAGGUGUUUCAAAUGGAUAUGUUGUACAUGAAUUGCGUUUGUGUACUGAAGGCUUGUUUUAAACGAAUCAACGACAAUUUGGUGAAUUUGCGAGAACUCGUGGUGAGCGAGGAGCCGCAUCUCCUCAGACGAGUCUACCACGAGCAGAGAAAUCCGUUUCUGCUAAUGGAACUUAAAGCUCUGAAGAAGCGACAUCUGAUACUCAGUGACACCGUGCAAACGCUGAACGCGAUUUUUAGUCUGCAACUUCUCGCCACAAUAGUCAUGACUUUCGCCGAAAUCACUUUCAGCUUGUACUUUUACAUAGUGCAAUGGCAAGACGGCGUACCUAUUAUUAACUUGGAGAAACAGAUCUGGUCUAUAUACUAUAUCACGUCCGUAACAUAUUAUUCCAUAAAAAUAGCGUUUAUAGUAUGGGCCUGCGAUACCGGCAAGGAUCAGGCAUUACAGAUCGGUACCACCGUUCACGAUGUGCUUAUCAACACCAGCGAUAAACAAGUCAAAGAUGAGUUGCAAUUGUUUUCCUUGCAAGUAUUGCAUCGUGAAAAUACAUUUUGCGCGAAGGGUCUCGCUGUGGACGCAACGCUUCUUACUGCGAUAGUGGGUAGCAUCACCACGUAUUUAUUAAUUUUAAUACAAUUCUUGGUCACAUCGAAGUCUUGCGGAUCGAGGUCUGCUAAUAAUACGCAGACAAAAUAAUUAUAUGCAAAGAGAAAUGUGAGCAUCAUCCAUUUCUUCAUAGAAAGAUAGGCGGAAUCGAGAUAAACGUAAAGAUCCACCAUAAUUUUUAGAUAUCUCCAAUGAUAUAGCCAAGAUAUUAAUUUUUCAAAUUGUACGAAUGAGAGCGCGCCGAAGAAAGCGUCGAGCCGUUCGAGCAAUAGCACGGUCCACUGUAUCAAGCAAGCAACAAAAUCUUUUAACUAUCUGUCAGCGUAUAGAGUACCCGAUAACGGCAGACAGGCAGACAAAUUGUUUAUUAAUUGUUUAUUAACAAAUUAGCAACAAAAGAUCACUAAUUUUUUAUAUAAGUGCGGAUUUUUUUGCGCUGGUAAGGGGGCUAACUUUAUAGGGGUCAAAUAAUAGGUACCUGUCGUGUAAAGCUUCUUAAUACAUAUAUUGAAACAAAUUGGCUUUUAAAGGGAUCAAAACGAAGAUCUAACUUUGCUAAUUUUUUGUGGAAAGAAGUUAAGAGCUGGAAAAGUUAUGUUUAUUACCUAUCAAGAUCAUACUCUUCUCUAUUUAACAUAUAAAUUUUAUUUAAAAUAAUGUAAAAUGACAUAGCUAUUCAAGUUUUUCUAAAUCAUGUUUUCAAAGACUUGUGACCACGAUCAAUCUGCAAUUUUACACACUUUUUAUAAAUGCCAAAAACUCCCUGACUUAAAUGUCAAACGAAGAAGAGUAUUAUCUUCAUAAUUGUGAAGUAAGCACGACUUCUUUAUCUCUUUACAGUUUUCCACAAAAAAAA
Messenger RNA from Monomorium pharaonis (pharaoh ant), 2658 nucleotides. RefSeq lists its product as uncharacterized. Lineage: Eukaryota; Metazoa; Arthropoda; Insecta; Hymenoptera; Formicidae. The coding region runs from base 648 to 1892 and encodes 414 amino acids. Gene Ontology annotation, biological process: sensory perception of taste. The transcript is spliced from 3 exons. Gene Ontology annotation, cellular component: dendrite; axon; membrane. The record is from RefSeq and is a predicted model, not a curated record.